Molecule: messenger RNA, 3308 nt
Organism: Bacillus rossius redtenbacheri
Lineage: Eukaryota; Metazoa; Arthropoda; Insecta; Phasmatodea; Bacillidae
Product: zinc finger BED domain-containing protein 4-like
Exons: 3
Coding region: 1564-2796 (410 amino acids)
Source: RefSeq, a predicted model, not a curated record
UUUUUUGCAAUACAGUAGAAUCUCGCCGAUGCGACCCCCCUCUGAUGCGUCCAUUCCGUUUAUACGACCGUUUUUUGAGAAACUGUGAAAAAUUUGAGCAGAGAAUGUUGAAAAUUUGAGUAAAAUCGGCUGAAAUACAAGUCUGUUACACUUUGUUGGGCGCUAUGUGUUCACGUUUAUCUUGGCGAAAGCUGUACUGUAAGCAGGCAGGCAUACAAAAGACGGCUAAAAAUAGAUACCACCUCUCUAGACUGUCCACGCGGCAGUGUCUUGCCAAGCUCGGCGCGUCCACUAUCGCACGAAAAGCCGCUGUGGUAGCUUCUGCGAGAGCAUAAGAAACUCGUCCGGCCAGGCUGGCGGUAGCGGCGGCUUGACGUCAUACGUGACGUGACGCUUACCUCUCCCAUCCCCUGCUAAUUCUUCAAGGCUCAUCCCUCCCAGAGCCACAAACCAUGUAAAAACACCCUCCCCCCCUUUUCCAACUAACAUUUCAACUAGGGAUGGGUCGGUCCCGGUUCUCGGUUCUGGUUUUUAGCGGUUCUCAGCGUUAAUGACCCGGAACCGGAACCGGCGUUGUUAUAACUUCAAGUCUGGUCAUUUACAUGGUCAUGAACACACGUGCAGGUUACAAAUUACUGCAUUAUUUGUUGCGCAAAUUGAAUUAUCUGCCCAUCGACAUAAUUUUUAAUUAACAUCUUGAAAUCCAAAAAAAAACGCAACAGUAAUAAUUUUUGAUAACCUUUUCAGUUUUCAGACAUAAACAAUAAACAUCAAACGUAUUUAUGUGCAUGAUCGUGAUGUAAACAAGAGAAAUAUGUCCAUAGAUAUCUAUACAGUUGUGUGCAUCACAAACAAAAAUCUCACCUAUGAUUUUAUAUAGUUAUUGUAAAAAUGAAGCGCUUACAGCGGAAAAUUAACGAAACAUCGGCAAGUCAGUAGUGAGAUUGCCGUGUUUUGGAGUUUUUCUAUGGCGGCGAACGUUACCGUGUUUUGUGGUUAUUUGAGGUUAUGAGGAAAAAAACGUAAAUAUAAAUAGCAGAAAUGACCUAUAUAUUUUAUCCGUAGUUUAAAAUCGAAACUCAAACGCUAUCUACUGUUCGAAUUGUGACAAUUUACAAUUAAUUUUCUGUGCAGAAUGCACAACUAACGAACUAACUUUAUUAUUUGGAAAUAGCUAUUUUUUCAUUAAGGCGCGGUACAUUUUUUUUGUGUGUGUCAACGUGACACGAAAUGAAAAAGUGGUAACAUUCAAAACAUUGUAUUUUCGUUAAAAUGUCUGUCGUUUGGGAACAUUUUUCCAUUGACUCCAUGGACAGUGAAUAUGCAUUAUGCAACUACUGCAAAAGUCGCAUAUCCCGAGGUUCUUCUAGGUCAACUUCAAAUCUUCAUAAACAUUUAAAAAAGCAACAUCCCAAAAGACUCAGAGUAGAAUCUGUGCAAGCUGGCCCUUGUUUUUCAAAAUCUGGUUCACAAGCAUCUGUUACAGAAUUUGCACCAAGUGAAGGCUUGACAAGUUUGGCAAAUGUGGCAACGGAAAGCACGUCCAUGUCUACUAGCUCAUAAAUGUGCAAACGGAAAAAAGGACCUCAGUAUCAGAUAUCUCCGAAGCAGCAGACCUUGACACAGGUAUAUGAUAAAGCUACUAAAUUUAAAAUUGAUGAUAAAAGGCAGACAAAAAUCACACAUCUUGUUGCAAAAAUGGUGUGCGUGGAUGGCCAACCCCUGAACCUAGUUGAGAACAGAGGAUUUAAGGAACUAAUUGAGCACCUUGAGCCUCGGUUUACAAUGCCAACCCGAAAAACACUAAGCAAUGUUAUUGUUCCAGCCAUGUACGAAAGUACAGUUAAAAGUGUUGAAGUCCAGUUACAAGAUGCAGAGUUUGUUGCAGUAACUACAGACCUGUGGACAUCAGUGGCAAACACUGAUUUUCUUAGUGUAACUGCCCAUUAUGUAACAAAGGAAUUUGUAUUGCACCAUGUGUGUUUGGAAGUUAUACCUUUCCCCGAAGUAAGCCACACUGCAGAAAAUAUUUCCAAAUUCAUCACUUCUUUGUUAGAAAAAUGGGGACUACUGCAAAAAGUGGUGGCCAUUGUGCGAGACAAUGCCCGUAACCUUGUUGCUGGGUUAGAACUGUCGCCUUUCCAGCACACCUCAUGCCUAGCACAUACCCUGCAGCUGGUGCUCAAAGAAGGUUUCUUGAACAAUAAAAUUAUCAAUAACUUGGUUUCUUCAAGCAAGAAAAUAGUAGGCCACUUCAAGCACUCUGCACGUGCCACCAAGGUGCUGAAGACUUGCCAAAUCACUGCAGGUGUGGUGCAGCAUCGACUUAUUCAUGACGAGCCCACAAGGUGGAAUACGACACUGCACAUGUUCAAGAGACUGCAUGAGCAGAAGAAGGCAAUAGUAUUGGCUUGCGCAGAGCUCAAUAUCCCAGAACUGUCUAACUCUCUGUGGACCUUGAUGGAAAAUGUCAUACCUAUCCUCGAGGUGUUUGAUUCUGUAACAACCCACAUCAGCUCAGAUCAUGUGACUGUUGCAGAGGUCAUUCCCCUUACCAAUCUCAUUGAAAACGAGUUACAAAAGCCUGCUCCAGCUGGUUCUGGAUUGCAAGGACUCAAAAAUGACUUGUUAUCCUCCAUUAAAAUAAGGUUCAAGGAUCUUGAAAACAGUCAAAUUCUGACGUCUGCAACAUUGUUGGAUCCACGCUUCAAAGCAGCACCUUUCAAAGAUGAAGCAAAAUGUGAAGCUGCUAAAAAAAAGACUGUUGGAGGAAGCAUUAGGUCUACAAAUUCCUGAGAAUUUGGUAUCUGGAACAAAAAGUGCUACAAUACAGUUGCAGUCAGAUUCGAGUAAUUUGAUUUGGUCGCAGUAUUCCACACUAUUUACCCAUCAAGUUAAUAGUAGUCGGGAUUCUGGUUGUGGUUCCAUGGCAGAACAGCUUCAACAGUACUUCAAUGAGGAUAACAUGCCACCUAACUGCUCUGUCACAGAAUAUUGGAAGAAAAGGGAUCAGUGCAAACCACUACAGACACUUUCAAAAAAGUACUUGUGUGUGCCACCUGCAACAGUUUGCAGUGAGAGACUCUUCAGCACUGCAGGAUUUAUUUGCGACUCCAAAAGGAAUCGUUUAUAUCCGGAGAGAGUGAAGAUGCUCAUUUUUUUGAAUAAAAAUCUAAAAUGAAUUUAGUGAGAAAUACUAAAAUGUUAUAAUUAGCAUUACUUGUUUAAACUGUUUUAACAAUACUUACACAUAUUUGCUCACCUUGUUUGUUUUUAAGAAGCAUUAGUAAAAUUAUUAAUUAAGAUUA